GAGAAGUAAGCGCGAGACGAGAACGACGUAAAGGUAAAAAUGAAAUAUGGGAAUGAAAAGGAAUGAUCAUUCGUUCGAUCAAAUUCGAUGGAAUCAAAGGCAUCCACGAAGUCAAAUGGGAAUAUGCCGUCAUGGGUCUCUCCAGUUUCUCAAAUAUGAACAUUCGGUGAUCGCAUCCAACUAUUUCAGAGUGGUCUUUGCUGCGGAGAACGACUGAGCAUUGACUUAUCUUUUGAGGUUUUCAAAUUUUUUGUGUUAUUUUGAUGAUAUUUUGCUCGGAUUUAUCAGGGGAGGGUUCUUGAAGAGUGGUGGUUUGUUUUGACUUUCUGAGAUUGAGAUUUGGGAAUCGCCAUUAGAACAGAGAGGUGAGGAUGAGAGUUGUGGAUUUUUCGCUUUCUGCUUCUUUUGCUGUUUUGAUUCUUGUUUUGAAUGGCGUGGAGGUCUGUAAUGGCGGCGAAACAAGUCGGUUUGUGAGGAAUGUUGAGAAAACUGUGGAUAUGCCUCUUGACAGUGAUGUUUUUGCUCUGCCUCCUGGUUAUAAUGCUCCUCAGCAGGUUCAUAUCACCCAAGGAGAUCAUGAAGGGAAGGCAGUGAUUGUUUCAUGGGUGACUCCAAAUGAAGCAGGAUCAAAUGAAGUACUGUAUUGGAGUGAGAACAGCAAGCUUAAGAAACAUGCUUUUGGAAAAGUAUAUACUUAUAAGUUCUAUAACUACACUUCUGGCUACAUUCAUCACUGCACCAUUUCAAACUUGAAGUACAACACCAAAUACUUCUAUGAAGUGGGAAUUGGGUACUCUCCGAGAACAUUCUGGUUCGUCACUCCUCCAGAAGUCGGUCCGGAUGUCCCCUAUACGUUUGGUCUCAUCGGGGAUCUUGGCCAGAGUUUUGAUUCGAAUAUAACGUUGACUCAUUAUGAACAAAAUCCACAUAAAGGGAAAACAGUUUUGUUUGUGGGGGAUCUAUCUUAUGCUGAUAACUAUCCAUUUCAUGAUAAUGUAAGAUGGGAUACAUGGGGAAGAUUCACAGAGAGAAGCACUGCAUAUCAGCCUUGGAUAUGGACUGCAGGAAAUCAUGAAAUUGAUUUUGUCCCUGAAAUUGGCGAAACCGAGCCGUUCAAGCCAUAUACGAACCGUUAUCACGUCCCUUAUAAAGCCUCUGAGAGCACAGCUCCGUUUUGGUACUCGAUCAAAAGAGGUCCUUCGUACAUCAUAGUCUUGGCUUCCUAUUCAGCUUAUGGUAAAUACACUCCUCAAUACAAAUGGCUUGAAAUGGAGUUCCCAAAAGUGAACAGAAGCGAAACACCAUGGUUGAUUGUUCUGAUGCAUUCUCCAUGGUACAACAGCUACAACUAUCAUUACAUGGAAGGAGAAACUAUGCGAGUAAUGUACGAGUCAUGGUUCAUAAAAUACAAAGUCGAUGUCGUCUUUGCUGGCCAUGUCCAUGCCUAUGAAAGAUCUGAAAGGAUUUCAAAUAUUGCAUACAACAUAGUGAAUGGCCGUUGUGUUCCUGUGAAAGAUCAAUCUGCACCUGUAUACAUAACAAUAGGUGAUGGAGGAAACCUUGAAGGCCUAGCAACAAAUAUGACGGAGCCACAGCCUUCGUACUCGGUGUAUCGUGAAGCAAGCUUCGGGCAUGCCAUAUUCGAUAUCAAGAACCGAACUCAUGCAUAUUUCAGUUGGAACAGGAACCACGAUGGCUAUGCAGUUGAAGCCGAUUCUCUUUGGUUUUUCAAUCGACACUGGUACCCGGUGGACGAGUUGUCGUCGAGUGUGCAGAAAUGAAAAUUAUUUGCAAGGAAAAAUGAGAAAACAACCAUUUUUAAUAGCUUUACCAGCAAAUAAUACUCAUAUCAGAUGAGUUCAAUGUGAAAAACUUUGAUUUCAUUAGUGUGUGAUAAGCCUAUGGCCUUGCUGCAACUGAACUGCUAUCAGAACAAUUAACAAGAAGGGAGCUUAUUCUGGCA
Cucurbita moschata (crookneck pumpkin) is the source of this 1963-nucleotide messenger RNA. RefSeq names its product purple acid phosphatase-like. The record is from RefSeq and is a predicted model, not a curated record. Lineage: Eukaryota; Viridiplantae; Streptophyta; Magnoliopsida; Cucurbitales; Cucurbitaceae. Bases 372 to 1781 code for a protein of 469 amino acids. The transcript is spliced from 8 exons. Gene Ontology annotation, molecular function: metal ion binding; acid phosphatase activity.